Messenger RNA from Syngnathoides biaculeatus (alligator pipefish), 5531 nucleotides. RefSeq names its product MTSS I-BAR domain containing 2b (gene mtss2b). The record is from RefSeq and is a predicted model, not a curated record. Lineage: Eukaryota; Metazoa; Chordata; Actinopteri; Syngnathiformes; Syngnathidae. Gene Ontology annotation, biological process: plasma membrane organization; cell projection assembly. Gene Ontology annotation, molecular function: actin binding; phospholipid binding. The transcript has 13 exons. Bases 1786 to 4047 code for a protein of 753 amino acids. Gene Ontology annotation, cellular component: actin cytoskeleton; cytoplasmic side of plasma membrane.
AGCACAGCUUGAUUCUCAGCAGUUAAAUGCCAACAUGCUUCAUUAGAGCUAUGAUGUUAUUCCAUUUAAUUUUAUUGUUGUGUAAAAAAAAAAAAAAAAAAAAAAAGAUCGAUAUCACUCUAUCAAUAAAUAGCAGCGCAUACUAUAACAUAACAUUUUGCAUUCUUACAUCAGGCUGAGGAAAAUGGUAAAGCAAAAAUAAACGUGUAUUCAAUCGUCAAAACAUUUGGAGGUGUUUUGCAGGUCCAAACGACGUCACAGCAAUGUCAAAGUGACAAACACACACACACACAAAAAAAAAAAUCAAUUUUCCUCAAUUUGAUUUGAUCCACUGUAGAGUUAACAGAUGCACAGAUUUAGAUUUUGUCUGCGCUGGACCUCGUCUGUUAAUGUGAUCCAAUUGGGUCAAAGUCCGCCAAUAACAAUUUGAAUAAAUCUGUUUGCCUGCGUGGCUUUUCUCCGGGUUUCCCCCCUCAAGUCCCAAAAACACUAAAUUGCCCCUUCGGUGUAAUUGUGCGGGUGACUGCCGUCCGUCCCCAUGUGCCCUGCCAUUGGCUGGCGACCAGUCCAGGGUGUGCCCCGCCUCCUGUCCGAUAACAGCUGGCACUCUCGCGACCCUUGUGAGGAUAAGCGGCUCGGAAAAUGGAUGGAUGGAUAACUGCUCAACGGGGGACUUUUCAGAUCUAUGUCAUAAAAACGUCAUCGUCUGAUGACGCCAUAAAAACGGGCUUGACGUCUGACUUGGAUGUUGGACCGGGCUCUGCCGUCGGUAUUGCGGGCCAAAAACUGUUUGAAACGGACUUCUUGAGUCCUUUAAUGGAAACGAGAUGAACAAAGAACUUUUCCUCUGUCCUUGGCUCUUUUGUGCUCGGCGGAGGUGAUGAGCUUUUGGAUCGCAGACCAGGCAAAAUCCACAAGUAAUUGACGUCGUUGAAAAGUUGAAGAUGCCACCAAGAUGGUGGUCAGGCGCCGCUUUUGUCAAAAUGAAGCUCCUCGGUUUACUUCAACGUAGUUCCGUGUCGUCAUCUUGCUACGUCUGCGCGCGGUCGGGUUUUUCGGACACCACGAUGCGGUGUGAACUUGGAUGUCGGACUCGGACGACAUCGUUUUCAACGGGUCGCCAUCUUCAAAGGUGAUUGGAACGUGAUCAUGUGACACAAGCACACACAGAUAUGAUGCGUGUGUGUGUGCGCGUGUGUUGGUCUCGUGAUCUUGUUGUCGAUCUGCGGGGGACUUCGAAAGGCACGUAAAUGGCAGGCCAACAGGAAGCGGACCCUCCUAAACCAGAUCGAGAUGAAACGUCGGACGAGAUCGUUUUCAACGGGUCGCCAUCUUCAAAGGUGAUUGGAACGUGAUCAUGUGACACACGCACACACAGAUAUGAUGCGUGUGUGUGUGCGCGUGUGUUGGUCUCGUGAUCUUGUUGUCGAUCUGCGGGGGACUUCGAAAGGCACGUUAAUGGCAGGCCAACAGGAAGCGGACCCUCCUAAACCAGAUCGAGAUCAAACGUCGGACGACAUCGUUUUCAACGGGUCGCCAUCUUCAAAGGUGAUUGGAACGUGAUCAUGUGACACACGCACACACAGAUAUGACGCGUUUGUGUGUGUGCUGGUCUCGUGAUCUUGUUGUCAAUCUGCGGGGGACUUCGAAAGGCACGUAAAUGGCAGGCCAACAGGAAGCGGACCCUCCUAAACCAGAUCGAGAUCAAACGUCGGACGACAUCGUUUUCAACGGGUCGCCAUCUUCAAAGGGGCGACCAGAGACAUCGGCUCGGCGCUGACCAGGAUGUGCAUGAGGCAUCGCAGCAUCGAGGCCAAACUCCGACAGUUCACCAACGCGUUGAUGGAGAGCCUGAUCACGCCCCUGCAGGACAAGAUCGAGGACUGGAAGAAGACGGCCAACCAGCUGGACAAGGACCACGCCAAAGAGUACAAGCGGUCGCGACACGAGAUCAAGAAGAAGUCGUCGGACACCAUCAAGCUCCAGAAGAAAGCUCGCAAAGGCCGCGGCGACCUGCAGCCUCAGCUGGACAGCGCCAUGCAGGACGUGACCGACAUGUGCCUGCUGAUGGAGGAGAUGGAGAAGCAGGCGGUGCGGCGGGCCCUGGUGGAGGAACGGGGACGAUUUUGCACCUUCAGCGCUUUCCUGCAGCCCGUCGUGAACGGCGAGAUCGCCAUGCUGGGCGAGAUCACGCACCUGCAGGCCAUCAUCGAUGACCUCACCGUGCUCACCACCGAUCCACACAAGUUGCCCCCCGCCAGUGAACAGGUGAUCAAGGACCUGAAGGGGUCCGACUACAGCUGGUCCUAUCAGACUCCGCCCUCUUCGCCCAGCAGCUCCGGCUCGCGCAAGAGCAGCAUGUGCAGCAGCGUCAACAGCGCCCACAGCAGUGCCUCCCGCUCGUCCGGCGGCGGUGGGGGGCUGGGGGGCGGCGGCGGGGGCUCUCUGCCCCACUCGCCCACCUCCUCGUCCUCGUAUCGCUACCGCAGCAGCCUGCCGUGCCAGCCGGGGGGGCCCGCGGGGGCCAUCGCCGCCCACCGCCUCAGCAGCGUCUCGUCCCACGACUCGGGCUUCGUGUCCCAGGACGCCAACGUCUACUCCAAGCCGCCCUCGCCGAUGCCCUCAGACAUCACCAGCCAGAAGUCGUCCAGCUCGGCGUCGUCGGAGGCCUCCGAAACGUGUCAGUCGGUCAGUGAAUGCAACUCGCCCACCGCUCAGUUCGGCUCGUCCUUCGCUACCUUCCGCCCCGCCCUAUCUCGCUCGGGCUCGCCCAGGCCUCACUCUGUCACCCUUCCCGUCACCGCGCCCCCACCCUUUAGCCGGCCCCCCGGCUCCUGCUCCUCUUCUCCCACAUCCUGGAAGGACUGGUCCAAAGCAGGUGCCUACGAGCAGCCCGCGGCUUCCGCCGCGACCGGCGCCGUCGUCCAGAGGAGGAAGGAACCGCCGCUCGACAGGCUGCGGGAGAGCGAGGGCUCGCCCGGCUCGCCCGGCUCGCCCGGCGCGCCCGGCGCGCAGGGCUACGCCGGCCCGUCCCACGCCGACGACGCCCAGAGGUCCAAGAUCUCCUCCGUUGCCAAGUACGGGGACGAAGCGUCUCCGGUGGCCAGCGACCUGGCCAUGGUUCUGACCCGAGGCCUGAGCGCGGAGCAGCAGAAGAGCAGCCGGGACUCGCUGCAGUACUCCAGCGGGUACAGCACCGAGACCACCACCCCUUCCUGCUCGGAGGACACCAUCCCUUCUCAGGGUUCCGAUUACGACUGCUACUCGGUGAACGGCGACCCCGAAGGCCCCGACGGCCAGACGGACUUCGACAAGUCGUCCACCAUCCCUCGCCACUCCAACAUCGCCCAGAAUUAUCGCCGCAUGAUCCAGACCAAGCGGCCCGCCAGCACGGCCGGCGUGCCCAGCGGGGUCUUGGGCCCCGGGGGCCACGUGGCCCCCCCCCUCGGGGGAUCGGGCACCCCGGGCACCGCCACCAUCCGUAGAACGCCGUCCACCAAGCCGGGCGUGAGGCGCACCCUCUCCAGCGCGGGCCCCAUCCCCAUCCGACCCCCCAUCGUGCCCGUCAAGACGCCCACCGUUCCCGGGGACGCCCACUCAUCCGGGCUCGGCGGGGCGCCGGUCCGGGUGGGAAGCGAGGAGUGCAUCUUCUUGGUGGACGACGCCCAGGGUGCGCUCAAUUACGUGAAGGCGUCGCCCAAACGCCUCAGCCUCCCCAACACCGCUUGGGGGUCCGGGGCGGCCCUGGAGGUCUACGCCCGGCAACAGGGAACCGCGGGGCCCGGCGCCGGCUCCGAAGAGGAAAAGAUGAUCGCGGCCAACCGGCACAGCCUGGUGGAGAAAAUCGGCGAGCUGGUGGCCGGCGCUCACGCCCUGGGCGAGGGCCAGUUCCCUUUCCCGUCCCUGCCGGACGACCCGACGCCGCUCGGCGACGCCCUCGAGGGGGCGGAGGGGUCGUCCGGCGGCGACAUGCUCACCACCAUCCGGAGGGGCGUCCGACUCCGCAAGACCGUCUCCAACGACCGCUCGGCGCCGCGGAUUUUGUGAUCCGCGGGCGGGGCGGCGGACCGAUCCUGCGGCAACUUUUAACUCGUCGGGAAAUCUCAUCGUAUUAAACCAGACGAAUGAAAACAUAGACAAAACGUAAAAAGACGCCGUUAGAGCCCACGCCAUGACAUUUUUAACACGUUAGCACCGUAACUCGUGUGUGUUGGACGCAUGUUUCUCUUCUCUACGCUUACGGAAACGCGUUUGGACAUUUAUUCCGUGUCCUCGGCAUCCGCUUUCAGGUCCGUGUACUACUAGUACGCAGGCAGACUGCUCAACGCAGCGCAUCUAGUGACGUUUUUUUUUUUUUUCGUCUACUCGCGACACCUUUGGCCAAGUAUGAAAGGAAACCUCAUUAGUACUACGACGCUACUAGUUUGAGUAAAGCUACAAGGUCCAACUAGUAGGCAGGUUUCACACACUUUCACGUGUUAUUCUUGAUCUUCAACUUAAGGUCCAUACUAGUAGGUUAACUAUAGUACAUUUUACGACCGAGGCAAAACUGUCCACUAGUACGAUUUUGCACGAGUGGACUCGUGCAGUUUUUCCCUCACGACUCGUGUCUUUUUCCUUGACAAGGCGGAUACGGUCGCAUGGACUAUACCUCCAAGUAGGGCCUAGUAGUGCUACUAGUGUUUACGACUAACAUGGGUGUGCGCACUAGUAGACCAAAUUUAGCAUUAGUAGCGGUACACAAAAACAUUGCCCGUCGUACGUACGCUACUAGUGCAUGGGCCUGGAAGCGAAGUCCAAACUAAAUGCGCAAACGCUUUCCGGUCGGGACCGAACGAAGGACUGAUGGUGCGGCCCGCGAGUGUCACAUGACGUCCCGGUUGUUUCGACUUCACUGAAUCUCGGGAGCCAGCGCGGGGAGCUAACAUCGUGCGCCGCCAUUCAGUCGGCUUGUUGGCAUUGAACUGUGCUGGUGACCCCACCCCCCCCCCCCCGACCCCCCCACGUGCGCCACUGCAGGACAGCCGGCGAGCCAAUGAGGCGUCUUCUUUCGCGUGUCUCCUCUUCUUUCUUUCUUUCUUUCUUUCUCGUUCCUAUCGUGACGUCGUUCUCCUUGUGCGCCGCCUCGAGAGGGCAUCCGGUGAAAAAAGCGAGAUACAUUCAUAUAUAUAUAAAAAAAAAUAUAUAUAUAUAUAUAUAGUAUACAUAAAUAUAUUUUCUAGAACCAGAGAGAAGUGUCCGAAACGCAGCAAUAAGUGUGUUUUAUUUUCUUGCUCGGUGGUGGAGGACGUCGCGCAAAGAAUUGACCGGGAAGUCUUACGCAAGGAAAAGAUGCGAGAGAGCAAGUGAUGAGGAUGAGGGAGGAGGUGGAGUGGAGAUGAAAUACCUCGGCAAAUUAAAAAAAUAAUAAUAAUUGGAUCCAUGUCCAAACAAGUACGGUUUCCCCAACAACAAAAAAUAUUCAACCCACGUGUCAGCCUAACAAAAAAAAAAAAAAAAAACUCGUGUGCGGGUUCAAUUCUUACUGAAAA